AUGUACAAAAAAUGUACAACAAUGAGGCAGCGAGAUGAAAGGAAGUUUGACGAAUAUUCUUGGUGGAAAACUUCUUCCAGCAUUUUACAUCAAAUCAAUGACGGUUUCGAUUCUCGCAUAUGUUUCGUAAAUUUUACUCCGUACUUUCUUUGGCAGUACCAAAGAGACGCGAUGUUAUGA
Molecule: messenger RNA, 180 nt
Organism: Kluyveromyces lactis
Lineage: Eukaryota; Fungi; Ascomycota; Saccharomycetes; Saccharomycetales; Saccharomycetaceae
Exons: 1
Coding region: 1-180 (59 amino acids)
Source: RefSeq, a predicted model, not a curated record